AUGUCUCGUGGAAUAAGACUGGACAUUGGACCAACCAAAAGGAAUGGAAUUCAAGAUGGAAACAUAAAAGCUUUUGAAUCCGGUUCUUUCUCUGGGUAUGCUAAGUAUAUCUACAAAAGGUCUGUUAGUGGUGCAUUUGAAUUGUCUGGGUUCAAUUAUAAUGAAAAGGAUCUAUCCAAUAUAGUCAUAACUUCUGCUAUAACGGCCACAGCAGUUACUACAUAUUUUGACACUGGGAACCAAAAACUCUUUAUUAUACACGCAGACACAACUGCAAAACACAUAUAUUACACAAAUUAUGACAUUAGUAAAGACAUCAUCAAGGACUCCUGGUUUGAGGAAUUUAUAACUAUCAAUAGUGGUGCACUUACUGAAAACAGUGAUAUUAAGAGUAUCCUAGAAAAUAUAGAGAAAAAUACCAGGCUUUACUAUUAUAGUCUUAGUAGCAGUAUAAAGAAAAAACUUUUGAGAGGAACUGAUAUUGCUUUUGAUAUUACCAAAAAACCUGAAACAAGUAGUUACAAGUCAGAACUUACGGAUGUAGUAAUAUCGCCCAAAAAAUCUGACACCAAGAUCACAGGAUACAACAAGGUUCAACAUAGUAUAGGAACAGAACCAUUCUUUGCGAGACAAAUUAAGCUGUCCGGUAACUCUUACAUGGACCUCGGAGACACUGUUCCAAACGUUCCUGUCAGAGAGUUUAAUGUAUACUAUAGUACUUCUGAUGGGAACUAUGGUAAUCCCCUAUUGGUUUUGUUGAAUAUAAAGCAGCUAGAAGAUGUCAGUCAAUCUCAAUAUAUCCCUAAUAAGUACCUCUUAUCAAAAAAUGGUAAUGACACAGAUUGGGACAUUCGUAGAAUUGUUGGUUCUAUAGAAGAUACAGAUGAGGAGCUCGGGAAAGUGCUUAAAAAUAUUUCGGAACAGAAAAGGCUCGAAAUUAACCAGUUAGAGUCUGACCUUAAGAAUAAGCUUACAGACAUCUCAAAGGAUCUCAUAAUUAACCUCACUGGACAGUUUUCAGUUGAUGAAAAAUCAGUUGGAAGCUAUGAUUCAGAGAGUAAGACUGUUUACUACAAGAGGUUUACAGACCAUGGGUAUACUAGGAUUAAGCAUUGCUAUACAUUUUUUAGUUUUACUGUAAAGGAGAUAAAGUUUGAUGAUAAUCAUUCCAUAGAUUCCAAAUUUCUACCUCAAAAGGAAACCAAAGUUUACAGCCUUAGUUCCUAUCACCAUACCAUCUCAGAUGGAAAUCCUCUAUUAGUUUAUCUUUACGAUGAAGACAACUAUUGGCUAAAGAGACAACGUGGAGACACUACCUGGCAAAGUCUUUACGGCGAUGCUCCUACAAAGGAAAAUGAUCCUUCUAUUAAGCCUCUCCUUGAAACUCUAUCCACCCCAAAAGUUGCAAUAGAUAUUUCUCAGUAUGCCAUUGAAUCUUACAAUCCAACCGGCAACAUUCUAUAUUUUAAAGUUGAAAGCACCGAUAAUCCCGCUGGCUCAGAUUUCUGGAAGUUUAAACAUACCGGGCCGGAGAAUAAACCCUUCACAAUUAAGAGAGUUUAUCAUGGAACUACUCAACUGAAAGGCAUAGACUAUCCUGAUAAACUACUUAGCAUUUCUGGCUUCUUUUCUGGGAAAAGUUCUAGUAACAUACCUCUCUUGGUUGAACUUGUUGCUAGUGGUAGCUCCAAGUAUUCAUACUUUCACAGAGUUCAGAAGGAUGGAACUAAUUGGACAGAACUUACCCGAUCUGAUGGAGAAACUACUAGAUUAGAGAGCGAAGAUCUUAAGAAAGAACUUGAGAGACUAAAGAAGAUACAUUUUCCUGAUCCAGCUGGACUUUCUGAAGGAGCUAAAGCAGGAAUUGGUGCUGGAAGUACCGUCGGUGGAGGAAGUGCUAUUGGCUUUGGGUUCUGGAAAGGACCUGUUGUAUUAAGAAGUAUAAUGUCAUGUCUAAUCACCCGCAUAUAG
Molecule: messenger RNA, 1971 nt
Organism: Theileria equi strain WA
Lineage: Eukaryota; Apicomplexa; Aconoidasida; Piroplasmida; Theileriidae
Exons: 1
Coding region: 1-1971 (656 amino acids)
Source: RefSeq, a predicted model, not a curated record